This is a messenger RNA of Striga hermonthica, 276 nucleotides long. Lineage: Eukaryota; Viridiplantae; Streptophyta; Magnoliopsida; Lamiales; Orobanchaceae. The record is from the annotation of a GenBank genome assembly.
AUGAAUAGCCAAGUUAAACCAUCCUUCCUAAGAAAAAUUGAUGAAGAAGAAAAGAUUGAGCUAAAAUAUGUGGAUCUAAGAGAGAGUACGGGCGGUGCGAGGCCGGUCGGGGCCAAAAAAGUGGCGGCGCCACCAAAGAGUAAGCCGGAGAGGAAGACAACAGAAGAUGUUAAUGAAAGUGCAGAAGCUUUUAUAAGGAAAUUCAGACAGCAAUUGCUCCUUCAGAGGCUCGAGUCCAUUGAAAACUACGAGCAAAUGCUUAAGAGAGGAACUUAA